CUGCGUGCGUCAUCUGCACGAUAGGACGGAUACCGGCGGUCUGAGCAUCGCCGGCGUCGCGCUUCUCUCAUUCUCGCUUUUACCACCGCACGCACACCCACUUCAAUCACCCUCUCCGCCUCCAAGCAGCAAUGGGCACCGACAUCCAUAAGAUCCACGUCGCUAACCCCGUCGUCGAACUCGACGGCGACGAGAUGACGCGCAUCAUCUGGAAGGACAUCCGCGAGAAGCUCAUCCUGCCUUUCGUAGACCUCCAGAUCGAGUACUACGACCUGGGACUCGAGCACCGUGACGCCACUAACGACGAAGUGACGCUCGAAGCUGCGCGUGCCAUCAAGAAACACAACGUGGGCAUUAAGUGCGCCACCAUCACGCCCGACGAGGCGCGCGUCGAGGAAUUCGGGCUCAAGAAGAUGUGGCUCAGUCCCAACGGCACUCUGCGCAAUGAACUGGGCGGCACGGUCUUCCGCGAGCCCAUCGUGUGCAAGAAUAUCCCUAAGCUUGUGCCUGGUUGGAAGGAACCUAUCAUCAUCGGUCGUCACGCCUUUGGAGACCAGUACAAAGCCAUCGACUUCGUGGCCAAUGAGCCUGGUACGUUCAAACUCACGUUCACACCCGCACGCAGCGGCGCUGAGCCCGAGGAAUAUCACGUAUACGAUUUUAAAGGCUCCGACGGCGGCGUGGGCAUGGGUAUGUACAAUACUGCCGAGUCCAUUACGGGCUUUGCCAAGUCGUGCUUCGAGUAUGCGCUGGAGCGCAAGAUGCCGCUGUAUAUGAGCACCAAAAACACAAUCCUUAAACGCUACGAUGGCCGCUUCAAGGACAUUUUCCAGGCCAUGUAUGAGAAGUCGUACGAGGCGCAGUUUAAGGCCGCAGGGAUCUGGUACGAGCACCGCCUGAUCGACGAUAUGGUGGCGCAGUGCCUUAAGUCCAAGGGCGGCUUCGUCUGGGCUUGCAAGAACUAUGACGGUGACGUGCAGUCCGAUAUCUUGGCGCAGGGCUUUGGUUCGCUUGGGCUUAUGACCAGUGUGUUGCUCACUCCCGACGGCAAGACGCUGGAGGCGGAGGCCGCACACGGCACAGUUACGCGCCACUACCGCGUACACCAGAAAGGAGGCGAGACGAGCACUAACUCCAUCGCCAGUAUCUUCGCGUGGACGCGAGGGCUGCUGCAUCGCGCCAAGCUGGACAACAAUGAUCAGCUCAAGCUCUUCUGCCAGGAGCUGGAGGCCUGCAUCAUCGAGAGCGUGGAAGCCGGCCAGAUGACCAAGGACCUGGCGCUGCUCAUCCACGGCGACGACAUGAAGCGCGAGCACUAUCUCGACACGUUCCAGUUCAUCGACACCAUCGCCAAUAACCUACGCGCACGUCUGGCCGUCAACCCCCGCUUCCAAGGUUAAGCUUUAGCAUACCGUAAAUAAUCAAUUGAAUGCCACUUCAACAAUCACAAUAGUGAAACGCAAUGUUUACGUUCAGCC
This is a messenger RNA of Phytophthora nicotianae INRA-310, 1478 nucleotides long. RefSeq names its product isocitrate dehydrogenase [NADP], mitochondrial. Gene Ontology annotation, molecular function: isocitrate dehydrogenase (NADP+) activity; magnesium ion binding; NAD binding. Gene Ontology annotation, biological process: isocitrate metabolic process. The record is from RefSeq and is a predicted model, not a curated record. Gene Ontology annotation, cellular component: mitochondrion. Bases 132 to 1400 code for a protein of 422 amino acids. The transcript has a single exon. Lineage: Eukaryota; Oomycota; Peronosporomycetes; Peronosporales; Peronosporaceae.